Molecule: messenger RNA, 2673 nt
Organism: Leptopilina heterotoma
Lineage: Eukaryota; Metazoa; Arthropoda; Insecta; Hymenoptera; Figitidae
Gene: Crk
Product: adapter molecule Crk
Exons: 4
Coding region: 416-1270 (284 amino acids)
Molecular function (GO): protein binding
Source: RefSeq, a predicted model, not a curated record
AAAGAAGCGGCAGAUGUCAGCCAUUUUUGUGGGCAAACUUCCAACACUCCGUUUUGGGAAGAUAUGUUUACACUGGAUUACAUAUCUUAAAAGUUUGAAUUGUAAAUAUAAUGUGCAACAAUUCUAGACAAAAAUUGACUGUAAAUAAAAAAUGCGUUAAAGUGAAACUCCAUGAAUUAUAAGUACAAGUGUUUGGAAUGUUUACAGACUACCUCAAAACGCUACUCCUUGACUCAAUGUGAGAAUUCGUUUUCAAAGUAAUUUUAUAUUCGCACAUUUCUUUACCUUCCGACAUGCUGUCUGUCCGAAAAUCUCGCCUGUGUUUUCUGUCACUUUAAUCAUUUAGACGCAUCAUAAUUGACCCGGAGGCUGCUAAUUAUCAGUGAAAUUUGAUAAGUGGAACAGGUUUUAAAAAAUGGCUGCUACAUUCGAUCAGUAUGAUAAAUCUAGUUGGUAUUUUGGAGCGAUGUCGAGGCAGGAUGCUUCAGACUUGCUAAUGAGCGAAAAGGAAGGCGGUGUUUUUCUAGUUCGAGACAGCAAGUCCAUACACGGCGAUUUCGUACUUUGCGUUAAAGAGGACAGCAAAGUUAGUCAUUACAUCAUAAACAAAAUGCAACAAGGCGAUCAGAUUCGAUAUCGAAUAGGCGAUCAGACAUUCUCCGAUAUUCCCAAUCUUUUAGCAUUUUACAAACUUCAUUACCUUGAUACAACGCCACUUAUUAGGCCAGCACUCAAAAAAUUGCACAGGGUAAUUGCAAAAUAUGACUUUGAAGGAAACGAUCCUGAUGAUUUGCCUUUCAGAAAAGGAGACAUUUUGACGAUAAUAUCAAAGGACGAGGAACAAUGGUGGACAGCAAGAAACAGUCUCGGUCAAGCGGGUUCAGUGCCAGUUCCCUAUGUACAAAAAUACGACGAAGACGGACCCGUUGAAAGCAAACGACCCGAAAGUGGAGGAAGUUCCAGUUCUAGUUCGAAUUUAGGUCUGUCGACAACUCAGGCCACACAUCCGGAAUUCUCAGUGACACCGACAAAUCGUCGAGCGAAUAUUCAAAGACCACUGCCUGCAUUCGCAAAAGUGAAACAAGCUCGAGAGCCGAACGCUUACGAUAAAACGGCUCUGAAACUUGAAGUCGGCGACAUAAUAAAAGUAACAAAAACCAAUAUUAACGGUCAAUGGGAAGGUGAAUUGCACGGGAAAGUUGGUCAUUUUCCUUUCACGCAUGUGGAAUUUGUCGACAAUGACCCCAAUGAAGAGGCGCAGGAAAUUUAACAAACAUCAUUUUAAAAUAUACUCGCGAUUAUAUUUUAACUCUAGCAAACGUUGGCAAGUAUUUAUAAAAGUAAUUUUUCGCUAAUAAGCCUAGAAGAAGGAAAAAUUGUGAAAGUUAUCGAAAAGACUAAAAAAAAUGUGUGAUGGAAAUGUUCAUUAGUCAGUAUAAUUUUACCAGCACACAUUAUGAGAGGGCAUAUUUGUGAUUAACAACAUAUAGAUAGUAUUGUGUGGUAAAUGCAAACUUUAUUUUGCUGAAAAUUUCGAGCCUUAAACAAACAUUGACGAACGUCAAUUUUUAAUUAACAACACACCCAGCCUAAAAGAGUGAUUUUUAAACGCUUCCCCAGAGAUCAAUUUGUAGAUCUUCCAAUAAAAAGCGAGCACAAUAUUAGGAUUAGAGAAACUUUCAUAUCAAUAAUAAAUGUGCGCAAAAUGGAUUUUAUUUAAGCGGUGUUUUUAAAAAAAAAACAGUGAUGAUGAAAUUUUGGCAGUUAUGUUGAGGCAGCAUUUAACGGAGAAUUUUAGCCAUAAACGAUGAUUGUAUAAAGGGAAAGGAAGUGAAGGUGCCAUUAUUGUACAUUUUGUUAAUUGAAUGUCAAGAAUAAUAUCUUGAAAGCCAAAUCACCAAAUAAAAUGAGUUAGAGAAAAGUCACCUCAUUAUAAUUUAAUGCAUAACUGUACAUUAAUUUAAUUUUUUUUUUUUUUGAAGAUUUUUAACGAAUUAUUGACCACAGUUGUUACGAUACACAUCUGUAGUUUGCAUUUCUUUGUAUUCGAUAUAUUAUAUAUAUUAUAUAUAUUUUUUAGACUAGGAAUUAUAAUAAUUGUAUGUGUGAUGUAUACAUGAAAAAAAGAUAAACAAUUGUAUGAUCAUUAGGACAAUGUAUAUUUUUCUAAGCAUGGAUUUUCUUUUUUAUAACAAAUCAAUUUUAUUGAUAAAUGAUUAAUUUUUAAUUAAUCUCCGUUACGUCGAAUAGUCGUAUUAUAUAUAACAAAUGAUAUUACAAUGUAACGGAAUUCGUCUCGUAUAUAAUAAUAAAAUUUACAGUUAAUAUGUAAACAGCAGUAUUCCGCGCUAUAAGUACACACAACUUUCCAGGAUUUCAAAAAUUUUAAUUAAUGCAAUAUUAUUAUUAUUAAAAAGCAAACCUUUGUAAAAAAAUAAACAAAGAAAAAACAAUAAAACAGCUAUUAAAAACUAUUUACAAUAGUGUUGCGCUACUUGAGGGAAAAAAUUUUUGGUAACUAAUACAAUUCUUUUUAAAUAAAAUCAUAUGUUUGACGCAAUAAUUUUGCCUUUGAUAAAUGAGUCAGAAUUUAUCAAUUAUUAACAGGGAUUUUUAUUCAAAGUACUCAGGGCUCGAACCAGUAAAGGUAUUUUAAAAUACGGACCUAAAAAA